Molecule: messenger RNA, 10027 nt
Organism: Xenopus laevis (African clawed frog)
Lineage: Eukaryota; Metazoa; Chordata; Amphibia; Anura; Pipidae
Gene: fer.L
Product: fer (fps/fes related) tyrosine kinase L homeolog
Exons: 19
Coding region: 233-2704 (823 amino acids)
Source: RefSeq, a predicted model, not a curated record
ACAGUCGUGACGUCACCGUCUCAUCUCGCGAGAGAGUGACGAAAAGCCAGGGAGAGCUGGCCGGCAGCAGCAGCACAGAAGAUGGACAUUUAAACAGUUACCCAGGACUGUGGGUUGUGUUAUGAAAAUCGGGAGUGUCCCGCGGAAAGCGGGAUUGUUGGGCGACAUCCGGGGAUGUGUUGAUCAGAAAGCAUUUCUGUAAUCAUCGUAGCUUCCAAGUAGUGUGGGGAAGAUGGGCUUUGGCAAAGAGCUUAGAUCUUCUCAUGAUGCUUUGCUCAAGCUACAAGACUGGGAGCUGCGACUGUUGGAAACUGUGAAGAAGUUUAUGGCAUUGAGAAUUAAAAGUGACAAGGAGUAUGCUUCGACUUUACAGAAUCUUUGCAACCAAGUGGACAAGGAGAGUGCAAUCCCACUAGAUUACAUAAGCAAUGUAUCCAAGUCAUGGUUGCACUUGGUGCAGCAGACAGAACAGCUGAGCAAAAUUAUGAAGACACAUGCUGAGGAACUCAAUGCUGGACCACUUCACCGCCUUACCACUUUGAUUAAAGACAAGCAGCAUGUAAAAAAGAGCUACAACAAUAUCCAUCAGCAGAUUGAGGCUGAAAUGUACAAGGUCUCAAAAACAGAACUGGAAAAGCUGAAGUCAAGUUACAAACAGUUAUCAAAAGAAGUAAAUUCUGCUAAAGAGAAAUUCAAAAAUGCAUCAACAAAGGGGAAAGAAACUGAAAAAGCCAGAGACCGUUAUGAUAAAGCAAACAUGAAGCUUCAUAUACUUCAUAACCAGUAUGUCCUUGCUGUAAAAGGAGCUCAGCUUCAUCAGCAUCAAUAUUAUGACUCCACUCUCCCACGCCUGCUGGAUUCUCUGCAGAAGAUGCAAGAGGAGAUGAUACACGCCCUUAAAGGCAUUUUUGUUGAAUACUGCCAGAUUACCAGCCUUGUUUCUGAAGAAAUCGUUGCUGUUCAUAAGGAGCUUGAGACCCGUGUUGAGGAAAUUAAUCCAAGCACAGAGUAUGAUAACUUCAUUGAAAAAAACAGGACUGAAGAAGAGACCAAGGAACCAGAGAUAGAAUUUGAUACUUCUUUAUUAGAGGAGAUAGAAAAUCUGCAGGCUAAUGAAAUCAUGUGGAACAAUCUGACUGCAGACAGUCUCAAUUCAAUGUUAAAAACAGCAACCGAUGAACUAUCUCAGACACAGCAAGCCCUUAUAACCAAAGAGGAACAACUGUCUAAAUUAGAAGUGAAUCUAGAAGAAUCUGCUAGCACUUGUGAAAAAAAGUCAGACACUGUGCUUUUGCUAAGCCAGAAGCAAGCCAUAGAAGAACUAAAGCAGUCAAUUGAGAAUCUGAAAUGCACAGAGUCAAAACUGUCAGCCCAAAAGGAGCUACUGGACCAGAAGAUUCAGGAAAAUGAAGGCAAAGAGCCUCCUCCAGUGGUUAAUUAUGAAGAAGAUGCCAGAUCUGUUUCUUCUGUGGAUAAAAAGGAAAAGGUAUCAAAAUUCGAUACUUUUCGACAUUCAAUAGCAGGAAUAAUCAGAUCACCAAAAUCAAUGCUUGGCUCCUCAUCAUUGCUUGAUGGAAUAUCAGCCAUUGAGAAGCCUCUGUCAGAGCAAGACUGGUACCAUGGUGCAAUUCCAAGGGUGGAAGCACAAGAACUACUAAAGCAACAAGGAGACUUCUUGGUGCGAGAAAGCCAUGGGAAACCUGGUGAAUAUGUCCUUUCUGUGUUUUCAGAUUCACAACGGAGGCACUUUAUCAUUCAGUUUGCUGAUGAUCAAUAUAGAUUUGAAGGUACUGGAUUUCCAACAAUCCCACAACUUAUAGAACAUCACUAUACAACUAAACAAGUCAUAACAAAAAAAUCAGGGGUAGUUCUACUGAAUCCUGUGGUUAAGGAUAAAAAGUGGAUUCUGAAUCAUGAAGAUGUUACCCUUGGAGAAUUGUUGGGAAAAGGCAAUUUUGGGGAAGUGUAUAAGGGUACGCUGAAGGAUAAAACACCAGUUGCUGUGAAAACAUGUAAAGAAGAUCUUCCUCAGGAACUGAAAAUAAAGUUUUUAUCUGAAGCAAGAAUACUGAAGCAAUACGAUCAUGCGAAUAUUGUUAAGCUUAUUGGAGUAUGUACCCAAAGGCAACCAAUUUAUAUAGUCAUGGAACUUGUGCCAGGUGGUGAUUUCCUGUCCUUCCUAAGAAAAAAGAAGGAUGAUAUGAAAACCAAGCAGCUUGUGAAAUUUUCCUUAGAUGCAGCUUCUGGGAUGGCCUACUUGGAAUCUAAAAAUUGCAUUCACAGGGACCUAGCAGCACGCAACUGCCUGGUAGGUGAGAAUAAUGUUUUGAAAAUCAGUGACUUUGGCAUGUCUCGUCAAGAGGAUGAUGGAAUAUAUUCAUCUUCUGGUUUAAAGCAGAUCCCAAUUAAAUGGACAGCCCCAGAGGCUCUCAACUAUGGCCGGUACAGUUCAGAGAGUGAUGUAUGGAGUUUUGGCAUACUUCUCUGGGAAACAUUCAGCUUAGGAGUGUGCCCGUACCCUGGAAUGACCAAUCAGCAAGCACGCGAACAAGUAGAAAAGGGAUACCGAAUGUCUGCUCCACAGAAUUGUCCAGAGGAGGUGUUCAGAAUAAUGCAAAAGUGUUGGGAAUACAAACCAGAGAAUCGUCCAAAGUUCAGUGAAAUGCAGAAAGAACUUUCUUUAAUCAAAAAGAAAAUAACAUAGUGGAAACCAGCCAUGGACUUUUGUUUUGUAUCUUAGUAUCCUAUUCUGGUGUGUUUUUCUUACACACGGGGAUUUAACCAAAUACUUCAUUUGUUGCCAUAUUUAGUUUAUCUGCAUGUGCCUUGAUUGUUAAAUAUCGUAAAAGGCCCCACCAAAGGCAGCAGUUUUAUGUCCUGUGAGACUUCCCUAAACAAUGUCUCUAUAAAGACUUUGUACAUAUCAGCCUAACCCUCAGAGUAAUGCACUAUAAUCCCCAGUGGUUUCAAUUCUUUAACUGCUUACUAGUUCGCUAACAUUACUGCACAGUGUGCUAUUAUUUAUCACUGUUCCAUUUCCUCAAAUGGGAAGAAUACUUAAUCUUUUCACCAUCCUAUAAAUAUGGACCAUAGUUUGAUGGUGACAAAUGUGGCUCCUGUGGUUUCCUGCCUGCUUUUGUGAGAAGAAAAGAACUCCUAAGAUUCAGUUUCAUAAUAGCACUGGGACUAGACAUUACCCUAUUACUAAUUUGACUUCCCUCUAAUGCACUUUUAAAAUACAGUACCCAGUUAUUCAACACAGUUGGUUUUUAAUUAAUUGAAAAUGGUAAAUUCUUUUGGUAAUUAAUAAUUCAGGGCAUUUAAUAGGUUUUUGUUUUGCUUUAAAGCUUAAAAGGGGCAGUAUAUUCCAUUUUUAAUUUGAUUGCAAAAAUAUGGCCUGUGGACAUACAUUUUGCUUGUUUAAAUCAGGAAAAAUCUAUGGUUAUUCAGUUAAAUUAACACAGAAGGAUCUUGCACACUAAUCAAGCACAAAAAGGCAAGUGGUGCUGCAAUUAAAAUCCUUUAUCAAAGGUUUAUAUGUAACUAACAUUACAGUCGAUAUGUCAGUACAUUAUGACAAUAUUCAUCAAAGCCAUAAAGAUAAAAACCACCCAAGUAUAAGAAGUAUGAAAGCGGAUACUCGGAAUGAGGGAAUUACCCCAACGUUUCAGCAAGAGCAAGGACCACCUGCCUUUUUGUGCUUGAUUAGUGUGCAAGAUCAUUCUAUGUUUAUCUGUGUGAUUUGAAUCCUGUAAUUAUUGUGGGGAUUAUUUGAUUUUAGCACUAGGGAUGGGCAAAUUUGACCCGCUUCAUUUUGCAAAAAAUUUGUUGCUGGUGAAAUGUUGCGCGGCGAUUUUUUUUUUUUUGACACACGACUUCAUACAAGUCUAUGGGCGUCGUUGCAGCGAAACAAAAAAAAAUUCGCCCAUCCCUAUUCAGCAUCUGAAAUACAAAUUUGUUAAAAAUAUAUAUGGGCAAGCUUUUCUAUCUCGGAGUGCCCUCCUUUGGUUCAAACAGGGAAAAUCAAACUACUCCAUGUUUGGUCAUUGUAAGAUAAAUAAUAGGAUUACCAGCGCACAGUCUAUUAUCUGUUUACUGGUGAAAUAUGUACCUACCUCGCAAGGGCCAAACAUGGAGUAGUUUCAAUUUCUCUGUUUAGCUCAAGAAAUAUCAAAACCCAUAGAUUUUUUGUGAGUAAAACAAUAGGCAACAAGUAUGUUUCACCUAAGCCUUAUUCAUUAAAUUGUUGAAGAAGGGGUUAUUCUGCUCCUAUAUACUCGACAGAGCUUGGGUCAUAUUUUUUUGUAUGAAUUCAUUGUAAAAAAUAAUUUUUUUUUAUUUCUAUUUUUUUUACUUUGGAAAACAUUUCUGUUUUAAUAUUCGUGUUUUUUUACGAUUAUGCUGUUUUAAGUGGGUCACAACGUUUGAGUGAAACUUCAUUCUACACAAGGACAGAAUGUAUUCAUGACUGUAUAUUAGUAUUCGUUAGUAUAUAAAUCAUUAAUCUAAAGAAAUUCUUGGAUGGCAACACUGGUUACCAGAUUUUAUUUGAUUCCAACCUAAAAUGGUUAAGAAGCACUUACGUUUAAAGGUGGCCGUACGCAGGGACAUCCGCAUGUUUAGCGAUGUCGCCAAACGAGCGUAUCUCUUCCCGAUAUGCCCACAUUGAGGUCGGUGAUAUCGGUCUGAUCCCAUCGUGGGCCCUGGGGCCCAACGAUCAGAUCAGAAUGGAGGCAAUACGGGCGGUUGGAUUGCGGGGCGGUAUCAACGCACAGAUGCGGCCGUGAUCAGACUGGAUUUUUUACCCUGCCCAAUCUGUAUCUGGCUGACUUUCGGACAGAUUUCAAUCGGAGACGCCGGUUGGAUGGCCCCACACACGGGCCAAUAAGCUGCCUUUUAUCAGCCCAUGUAUGGGGGCCUUAAUUGUAGUAAAUAAUACCUGCUUUACCACCAUUUCAGCAGGAGUUCGCAAUAAACAGCAUGUAGCUUUAGUGUUUGCCGACAAACUCCUCCUGAUUCAUUUGAUUGGUCAUAUAUAUUUUAUCUAUAACUAUGUUUACAGUGUGUUCUUCUUUAACUCUACAAACCCUCCAAGAAGAACUGAAAUGUUUACUAUAUUUGCACAGCUAUCUAUUUUUUGUUAGACUAUUUUGUUUUAAUACUGUUGUCACAAUAGGGGAUGGGGUAGUGAUCUACUAAGACAGAGCGGGUAUACAUUAGUUAUCCAACCUAUUAUGUUCUUGCCCUGCUACCACUAUAAUUUCAGCUGUAAACAAAGACCGAUCUGUGACCAUCAAAUUUAAUAACCAUACUGUAUGUAAGUAGUGCUACAGAGGUUUAUAUGGCAUACUUUGACAUUCUACUUCAAAACUGUAAAUUUAAUGUUUUUUCAAAAAAAAAGUUUUCAUUGGAAUAAGGACUCUGUACAUGUUGAUUGUUCAAAAAGUACACGAACAGUGCCCAUCUAAUGACAUAGGUUGGCCUAGUACUACUCUCUUUUGAGCCUGCCAGCUAUCUAUGACUGUGUAUCUGUGAAUAAUUCAAGGUAAGCCAUAAACCUAAAUAGAGUAAACCUUAGUGCAGAAUCCACACACAACACAACACAUUUUUUUCCAUAUUCAUGUAAAUAUUUUGUCCAGUGUUGCAUUUAACAGUCUGUGUUCUAAUGCCUGAUCAUUCUGUAGAUUAGGCACUGCUUAAACCCCGAGUUAUUUUAUUCUUUCUAAUUACAUUUUUGACAUAAGACCUUUUGCUUGUUUCUUUGUUAAUCAGCAGAUUUACAGAGAGAUCUAUUUUUAUAAAACUUGUUUUUUUGUUCACAGAACUAUAAACAUGCACAGAAUUUGUAGUUAAUGUUUAAACGUUCUUUUUCACAUUUACUUUUUAUUUUUUCUUAUAGUUUUUGGCAUAUAAUUGUUAUUGUUCCUGCUAAACCCAGCUCAGUCCAAACAUAGCUCAGUUGUACUAUUUGGCACUUACACAUUGCAAGUAACUAACCCAAUCUGGAAUCACUUUGUGAAUUUUAACAUGAAUUUCAUGUGAAUUUUGGCACAGACAGCAUGAGUGUGAAGUUAAUUUGGAUUUGCCAAGUCCAUCAUUUUAUGAUAUGGCCAGUACCAAAUCCACCACAAAAUAUGUACUCAAUUUCUGUAUGAAAUUUCCACUGGGUGGAAUCAUCCAAAAUACUAAAAUUGCCACCUUCAAGAUUCAAGUGCUUCAAAGUUCGGCAUUUGCUUCAUCUAUAGGGCGGCACUCAGGAUUCAGUGAGAUUUGCAAAAAGUGCUCAGAUUUGGUGAAAUCCUAAACCUAUAUCUGAAUUUUGUGUAACCUUAGGUGUUGAAACUCUUUGUUCAUGUGCAUACUUUCCAAAUAUAUAUGCCAUAUGGCACUCCAUCAUUGGCACCAUUGUCUGCUAGUCUCAUUAAUGUCCUACUAGUUCUUUGAAGAGUUGGGAUCUUCAGUUACAGGUACCUUUGUACUUUUAUAUCUCUCCAUUUUUUAUAUUUAAUAGCUUUCACACUUGGCAGGUAAAGUCUCUAGACUUGGAGCCCUAGAUGUUUAUAUACAUAGUAUAGAAAAACCAAGACAGUACAGGGGCAAGUCUCAAGGGCAUAUUUUCUAAAAUGUGGACUUUCAGGUAAAGAGAAAUGCAACUGAACUUUUCCAAUUUGUUGUGUUAAAGAAAUGAAAUUGAAAGAAAGACCGUCAAAUGACAAACGCGCUAGAAAUGUGAAAAUUAUGCUUUCCGAUGACUUUUUGGCAUUUUGAGAGGUUUAGUUGGCAAGAAUUUAAUUUUUAUGUUCUCCAUUCAAUAAGUCUUGAGCUUUUUUUUCCAUAAUUGCGCAAUUCCUUUGUGUCUGUUUUUGCAGCCUCAAAAAUUAAAAAACAAAACUCACUGUGCGUAUAACUUCAAAUAAGACAAAAGUCUCAAAGUAAAAGCAAAGAAAAAAAAUUGCAUCAUUGCCUUUUUUCUUAACCUGUGCCACAGUGAUUAGUUUUCUAUACAUUACAUGUAAAUUAGACUUGCAAAAGCAUGUUUUACUGUUGUAAUUCCAGGUCUUAUGUGCACUUUUUGUAAAGGAUUUUUUUUUUUUAAUUCAAACCCAAGGAAAGCCAUUUACCAUGAUGCUGAGUUUUUUUUUUUUAGUGUUUGCCCUUAAACACCUCCUUGUAUACGUUAAUAUCCUAUUUUUUAUUUCACUAAAGGAUGUUGUUGCAAAAAUAUUGGUUCUUGGUUUUGUUGCUCAAUAUGUCUUUAGAUAAAUGCUUUCAAUAUAAAGGUUUUUUGCUGCAUUCUGUUGAGAAAAUUGACAGUUCUUGUAAAUAGAACCUACUGCAUGUUGCUCCAUAUUUAAUUAAAAGAUGACAUUUUUGCUUUUGUAUUAACUUCUAAAUGAAUGGCUCAGAAUAGAUUGUCAUUAGGAAAAUGGGGAAAAAGUAGUAGUCGCCACUUGAAUGAAAAUGAACCCCUUUCUUGCCAAAAGGUGCUACGUCAGCAGGAAAAGGGUUAAGUACAGGAAAAGCCUUACAUUCAUGACUAGGCAAGAAGUGGAUGUACUACAAAUGUAAACAUAAUCAGGUCUGCUUGAUCACAAGCACAAUUUGCCAUAAUAAAUGUUCACAGUUCAGGGUAUGGGUUUUUGUUUUUUUUAAUACAGGGCUCAAGGAGCUUUUUGACCCAGGUAUUAAAUUAACCCUUACUUACCUUAGUAACCAUUCGUUACCUCACCUCUAGUCGAGCAUAGGUAUUUUUAAAUUUUGUACGGCACUUUUUUUGUGUGAAUAUUUUAUGAUAGACUUUCAUACGAGCAGAGACUGUAUUCUAGCUUGUUUUUUUUCAUUUAACAUCUUAAUUGUAAUCACUACAGCAGUAUUGAGGUCUCUCUGGGUUGAUGGAGACCUUUUACUUGAGUAUUUUGUGCACAAAUUAUCUUUUUCUUAAGCUUCCAUUACUAGAAAAUCACCCCAUUACUUUGUUUGAACCUUUUCUACUUAUGACCUUUCUAAAUGACACUUUUUUCUGCCUUCCGUGUAUGUCCCAUGCUGCCAGUAUAAUAGCCCUGCAGCAGGCAAACCUUGACUCGCCAUAUGUCACAAGCAUAUUUUAUCUGUUCCACUGAUGAUGUAAUACUGACAGUUGUAGCCCUUCAACAUUUGGCGGUCUGACAGUUUUAUAUCCUUCUGUUUUAUGCCACUCUAUUAAUUGCUACUUGAAUUCUUUCUAUGUGACUUUUGUGCCCUGCAGAAAUAUUUAAAAGGAAUUUGCUUUGGGCCAUAGAGACUGGUUUUCUUAUUAGGGAAAAUGAGAACUAAAAUAGAAUGUGCACUUUUUUUUAAUAGAACUUUGUUUUACACAGCAUAAUAAAUAUACCCCUUAGUGCCUUUUAUUACGUAACUCUAAUAGAGAGUUUGAUGUAAAUAUUUAAGCAGCAUGGGGCACAUUCCUUUUUGGCAUUUUACUCGCAUAGAAUAUUGUUGUCAUUUAUAGGGAUGGGCGAAUUUGACCCGUUUCGUUUCACCAAAAAUUUGCCACUGGGGAAAUGUCAUUGACGCCCAUCAAAGUCUUUGGGCGUAAAAAAUUUUUUACGUACGGCAACAUUUUUUGACGUACAACGCCCCAUAAAAGUCUAUGGGCGUCAUUUCCACAGCAAAACAAGGCGAAAAGAUUCACCCAUCCCUAGACAUUUAACAAGGUAAAUAUAUUUUUAGGGACCAGCCAUGUAUGAGACAUAUCAAGCACAUUCCAUGCCUUAUAUAGCUGUGUAGUAAAACCGAUCUAUCCAAGCUGUCCAGGAAUUGACAGUUAAACCUUGAUUUUAUGUUUAGGCAAAAACAAAACAGGUAAAUGCAGUAACGGUGAGGGUAACAUCAGGGUUUGGAAGAGAGGAAAUCAGAGGACCGCACACCAGAUCGUUUCGAGGUUCAUAUCCUUUAUUCGUCAGCAUUAAAAAAAAAACACAUGUGGCAUUAUGGGCCUGACGCGUUGCCGACGUAUUAGCAAAAAUGAGAGACGAUUUAAUUUGUUCUUCGAAUGUUUUCUGUAGAAUUCACGUUUUACUGACUAUAUUAUUGGGCUAUUGCCAGAUCAAAAUCUUUCUUUUUUUGCCACACUUUGCACCUAUUUUUUUUUUAUUUUUACAUUUUAAAUUUGUUUUGCACAUUAAUUACUCUGAGGCUGAAAUUCACACGCAGGGAAAACGCACCGUGUGCCAUCAGUCUGGUUUAUGUACUAUAUUCAGUCCAUUGUCCUCUCUCUUACAGAAUAGUCGCAUUAACAAUGAGAGAUAUGUAUUCCAUGUGUGAGCUGGAGACUGGUGUGAUUUUUAAGCAAAUCAGUGACUAGGCAAUAACUGCAGAGAUCUAUAUAGGAGACUGACUGUUGAAUAAUGAGAAAUGAUAGUAAAGAUAUCGGUUGUGGAGGGCGAUGGCGCAGCUAUUGAGUUGUAAAAGAAAACCGUAAUAUUUAGCUAUUUUGGCAGCAGUUUUAACACUUAUACACACUUUAUAUGUUUUGAAGCAGGAAUUAUUCUCCAUUCACUCCAAGCCCCCCCCCAUCCAGUUAUUUUUUUUUUCUUUACAUUUUGCCAAAGGUAAGGGCUAGAAGUUCGUUAAAAAACAUUUUUAUGUAUUCUUUUUUAAUAACUCUAUUGUUUUGUUUAAAAAAAAAUAAUAUAUUUUGAAACUGAAAACAUACUGUUACACUGGAAAUAGGUGCUUCUUCCAGAAAAUAUAUGGCAGAUAACUAAUAAUUUUAAUAACUGAUUUAUAGUUUCACAAACCGCAUGAAAGCAAUGAGCAUCAGCCUUUCAAUACUAUGAAAUACACCUGCAAUUAGGCAUUUUAUUUAUUGUCCAAGGUGCAGUACACAGCCAUUUUUUUAAACUAACAUAUACCUUUAUAUAGGUAUUUUCAUAAAAAUGUUCUUUGUUUAUUAUGUACAAUUAUUCCUGUUUUGCUACAAUGGACCACUAAUAUAUCUGCAGUACUUAUGUUGUAUCCUUGAAAUAAAUGUAACAUAUUUGUACCA